AUGUUGAUAGGAAGAAGCUUUAAAUGCAAUUUAACAAUUGAAAAUUCUUUGCUGCCAAAAUUCUAUAAUCAGACUUCUCGAUGAACAUUGAUUGAUGGCAAUCUAGGAAGCCAAAAGCCAAGCACAAAUGGGACGUUGCUUUUUUUGAAGGAUGGCUUUAAAAUUUAUAAUGAAACGAUUUCAAAGCCAAUCAUUGUUAUUUAG
Blepharisma stoltei is the source of this 204-nucleotide messenger RNA. The record is from the annotation of a GenBank genome assembly. NCBI's taxonomy places the organism in Eukaryota, Ciliophora, Heterotrichea, Heterotrichida, Blepharismidae.